GUAGAGACAGGGUACGUAAGCUAUCACUGACGAACUUAUGUAAAGGCAGCUAAGUGUGUCAGCAGUACUGCGAAAGCAGAAGAUGGUCCUCCUCCUCCAUAUGAUCUCCUCCUGAACUUGACGCGUUUUUGCUCCUGUAAGGAAGUUUGCCUUUAAAAGCACAAGAGCGGAACGGGACGACACAGUGGGCUUCGCAUCUGUAAAGCAUUAACUUCAACCGAGAAGUAUUUGACUGAGGGCACAUCACCGACCAUGAGCUCUUCACGCGGCGUGGGACUUUAUUUGACGCUUUUACUUGCUCUUCUGUGCGAUGCAUCGGAAGACUCUCCCCCGGCUGUCCAAAGGGAAGUUACUGAUAUGGUGGUUGAUGAAGAUUUCCUUCAGAGAGAGCUUUCCCCUGAGGAACUGGACUUUCUGAUGUUGCAGAGACCAAUCAUCCCUGACCUUUCCAAAGUGUUAGCUGCAGACUCAGACAUGACCCAGAGAGAAGACACAAACUUUCACCCUGGCCAUGUCCCAAUAGGUCGCCCAGUGUUUGGCCCUCGCUCCAUGGGAACCACAACGCGACCAAAGGUUGAUUUCCCCCCAGCCUUUCCAAAUGCAGGCAGCCUGCAAGAUAUCUGUCAGUUCAGUAAAGCUCCGAUCAGGUACCAAAAGGACACCUUUCCUCAAAGUGGCUUUGGCCGUGAGCAUCGACAGGCUGAUGCUGUCAAUCAACUCCAGUCCUGGUACAGCGUCUGCUGUGGCAUUAAUGGAACACAGGAAGAGCAAAUCUGUUGUGCUGAACAAGCGUGGAAGAAGAGUCUGUCUGCCUACUGUGAUGAGGAAUUCUCUAUUAAGACUAGUCACUACUUCUGCUGCAUGAAGAACGGGAAGGCCAGAUGGAGCUGUUUUGAUAAGGAGGCUUCAGACACUUCAUAUCACGUCUCCUCCGAGGUCUCAAAUGCCAAAACUCCAAAAAAGAUCAGAGGCUUCAAAUUUAACUCCCGCGCUUGCAAAGGCUCAGUGGUGGCUUCUCCAAGAGCACCUCGGAAGCAGCCUAAAGUUCCACACUUCAACUUUCCACCUGGCCGUCCCGAUUCCUCCAACAUAGAGCAAAUCUGCACUCAUCACAAGAUCCGACCACGAUACGAUACCAAGUGUCUUCCUUGCACUGGCUAUGGCUGGCUGGUCCGUCAAUCAAAGGCCAUCAAUGUCCUGGAGAGAGAAUAUAACCAAUGCUGUAAGGAGAAAAAGGGUCAACAACACUGUGCUGAAAAAAAGUGGAAGAAGAUGGUUAACAAGUUUUGUAAAGAUGAGAAAAAAACCAAAGGACCAAAGUUUGAGUGUUGUGGAGAGAAGGGAGAAGAUCAGUACACUUGUUUUGCAUCUGCUGCUCCAGAUCCAAGAUACAACUCUACUGAUCCAGACCUCAGCGCUGUUGCCGCCGCUGCUGCUGCUGCUCCUCCAACUCUUCAUGCAUUCUGUGAUACACAUGCAACCAUCAAGAGCAUGAAGGGUUUCCCUUUUUCAGUAGAUAAAAUGGUUGAACGGUGCUGUCCUCUAGUGUUAAAAGAGAGACCUGCAUGUAUAGAGGCUGAGCUUGACAGCCACCUGAAUGAUAUGUGCAAAUCGAAGGAGCUGGUGAAGCCUCAUUGUUGUGAACCCACAAUCAAACACCGUGUCAAAUGUGCUACAAAACUGCUCCUGCGUUAUAUUGGCAAGGCAAAUAAAGCCAUGUAUACUGGGAGGAAGAAAUGCCCCCUCAUCAUUCAGUUUGCAUUGUGUGACGUGCCCACUUUCUUAAAGAAUUUCUGAUACCAUGAAUGUGAAUCAGUUUAUGCAGAGGGCACACAUUUCAGUAUAUGUACGCUUGAGUUGAACCAAACCUGAACCACUUUUUGUUUAUUUCUUUUAAUAUGCAUAUUCUAUUUCUUUAUGCAGUUUUCUUGCCAAAGGUUUUGUAUUGAUUAUUGAGAGACAUUUUUCAGACUUUAUCAUAAAAGAAGAACUGCUUGGAUAGUAUAAAAUAUUGAAACUUGUUUCCCAAAAAUAUAACAAAUUAUAUAUAAACAAAA
Molecule: messenger RNA, 2057 nt
Organism: Ctenopharyngodon idella (grass carp)
Lineage: Eukaryota; Metazoa; Chordata; Actinopteri; Cypriniformes; Xenocyprididae
Gene: ecm1b
Product: extracellular matrix protein 1b
Exons: 11
Coding region: 253-1797 (514 amino acids)
Biological process (GO): signal transduction; regulation of bone mineralization
Cellular component (GO): extracellular region
Source: RefSeq, a predicted model, not a curated record